Messenger RNA from Solenopsis invicta (red fire ant), 3628 nucleotides. RefSeq names its product scm-like with four MBT domains protein 2. Gene Ontology annotation, biological process: regulation of DNA-templated transcription. Lineage: Eukaryota; Metazoa; Arthropoda; Insecta; Hymenoptera; Formicidae. Bases 573 to 3308 code for a protein of 911 amino acids. The record is from RefSeq and is a predicted model, not a curated record. The transcript has 8 exons. Gene Ontology annotation, cellular component: nucleus.
UGAAAAUUUAUCCGGAGCUGGUCGUCUUUAAUAGUACCUCGUCGGUGUCUCACAUUUACGCUCGUUUUCGUUCAUCGUAAAUGCUCGUUUACGAUCGCUCAUCCUUGCUACAGUUGGUACGGAUUCAUCUUUUAAUUGACCUUCUUUAACAAUACCUCGGCCAGUGUAUGUGUCUGUCAAAUCGCUUCGAUUGUUUGAAAAAAGGAGAGAAACGAUGCACGGACGUCCUGAAUAUAUGUGCUGCCAAUAAUGCAUCCUAGUGACUUUUUCUCGAGUCGAGAAACACGAGGCGAAAUUUUAGCGUCCGUGGACUUGUAGAGCAGGAGCCCCAACGGUGCAAAGCGUUCAGGCGAGCUACAUACGUCACUGUACUGCGCUGCUGAGCAUGCGUGGAAAAAUUCUACGAUUUGGGAUCACUGCCCUUCACUCAUUUGCGCACGGUGAAUCGUAGGUGUUGCUCUUAGGUAGGGUUUUGCUACAUUAAUUUGGCACGCAAAAAUCGCCGGCCCUUCGCCCGAGGAUUCGUUAACGCCGUAUAUUUCGCUCGCCCGACCCGGCGGUAUAAAUAAAAUAUGGAGACGCACGAGAAUCGGGCGCAAGAAAAACCGCAGGAUGGAGAAUAUGGAUUUGUUUGGCAAGACUAUCUCGAUGCCACAGAGAGCAUGGAGGUUCCACAGAUUAUGUUCCCUCAUGUGGAGUUAACAUUGCAAAGCAGUAUUGAGAUAGGCAUGUCACUGGAGGUGCCAGUGCAAAACAGUGAUAAGAAUGAACCCUCAUAUUGGGUGGCUACUAUUGUUAUGGCUUGCGGACCCUUAUUGCGGCUGCGUUACUUUGGUGGUGACGAUAGAUCUCUAGAAUUUUGGUUUAAUCUGACAAAAGAGGCUGGCCAUGAACUUGGCUGGAGUGAAAAGAAUGAUAAGAAGUUAAAACCACCUGAUGUUAUACUCGAAAGAUCACCUGACUGCAUGGACAAGCUGCAUGAGUUUAUGACGACAGCACGUACACUCCCAGCUGAAAUGUUAACAGGAGAUGGUCUAAGUAUGACAGAUAGGAUAAAACAGGGUAUGAAGGUUGAAAUAAGUGAUGUGUUGCAUCCAUACAAGUUAUGGGUAGCUACGAUUAUUGAAAACGUUGGAGGACGUCUUUUAUUGAGAUAUGAUACACCAGAUUCUACUCGCCAAGACUUCUGGAUAUUUUGUACGUCCGAGCGUUUACAUUCGUAUGGAUUUGCAUCUAAAUCAGAUUCUACUUGGUUUUUGGAACCACCUAGUUCGAUAAUCGAUUUGCACACGUAUGAGGAAUGGAAGGAUCUGUUAGAAUCUAAACCGAAAGAUUGCGAACUAGCGGAAGAAUUGUUUAAUAAUAAUGUAGAACAUUCAAAGCAUAGUUUUGAAGUUGGAAUGAAACUGGAGGCUUUACAUCCGAUAGAUCAAGUAAAAAUUUGUCCUGCUACUGUAACCAAAGUAUUCGACGAUAUAUAUUUUCUUGUAAAUAUUGAUGUACACGCUGGAUGCUUAAACGAAUCAGAUAAUACGCUUAUCUCUAAUAAUUUAGAAAAUAAUACAUGGCUGUGUACUGCAGAACAUCCAUAUAUAUUUCCAGUUGGAUGGGCGCAAAAAAAUGAUAUUAUGAUUACCCAUCCACAAGGCUGGACUUCGAAGACUGAAAAUUUUGAUUGGAAUGAAUAUUUGGAAGCGUGCCAUGCUAGUGCAGCGCCUGAGAAUUUAUUUAGUGAACGUACGAGUGCCAUUGAGACAGGCUUUGAGUGUGGCAUGAGACUGGAGGCUAUUGAUCCAGAACAUGAACACAUAAUAUGCGCCGCCCAUAUUAAUAAAAUCGUUGACAAUCUGUUAUGGAUAAAAUUAGAUAACUACGAAUAUUUUCGGCCGGAUCAUAUAGUCGACAUACAUUCCUUGCACAUAUUUCCUGUCGGAUGGUGCGAAUCUAAUCAUUAUCCAUUAAAACCUCCACAUGACUAUAUAGAAAUUUGUAAAAAGCUAGAAACGUCUGCAAACGAAGACAAGAAGAAAACUAAUGUUUUGGACAUACCGAUAUCUGAACCACGCUCGUCUCUCUGGUGUCCAAAGAUAUAUUUUAAUUAUCGAUGCUUUACAGGCCCCAUGAUAUCGAAGGGUAAACUAGCAACUCUUCCGAAAUCAGUGGGACCUGGACCAGUUAUACUGGUUAUGCGAGAAGUUUUAUCAAUGAUAGUAUCUGUUGGAUAUAGAAGUGCUCGAAUCUUGAAGGUUUUGCAAUGUGAUACUAAGCCAGAUCCUGGAUAUCACUUGGAAGUCUUAAAGGCGAAGCACAAAAAUAACACAUAUCGUGCAAGUGUGGCCAUUGUUACAUCAGGAGAUAUGGUGGCAGAUUUUUGCAAAAAUAUUUGUAAAAAAUUAAUGGUGUGUCCAAAUUUAUUCGGUCCGUUACAUAUAUCAGAAAACGAAUGUCCAGAUGAAUGUUAUAAAGCAUCGAAAGCGAAAUUUACAGCACCAGUUGGAACUGGUAAAAGAGGAAAACCGAAAGGUUAUACAAGUAUUAUGGUACAAAAACCAAAACCUUGGGGUAGAAGGCGUAAAAGGCGACGUGGUAGAUGGGCGAACAAGCACAAGGAAGCUCAAGAAUACGAUCACGAAGAUGAAAUGCCGUUUAUUUCGUUAGAUUUGGCAAAGCAUAUCUCGGACAACCUUAUUGAAGAAGAAGGAUUUGAUGGAAGACAACCGCUUUCAGAAAUAGAUAUCAUGAUACAAAAAGGUUUAGAAAAGUCCGACAAAUCAGACGAUUUUAAAACUGAAAUAGCCUCCAGUAACGCUUCGGAGGAUUCUGGUAGUUCGUUUAAUGAUAGAAAAGUCAAGGAUCGAGAAUUGCCCAGUCCUUCAAAUUUGACUUCAAAACAACAUUCCACAAGAUACGGUCAAAACACAGGAAUCACUCGAGGGAUUAAAAGAGAUUGGGACACGAGUAUAGAAUCCGACUGUUCUGAAGCAGAUGCCGAAUACUUGAAAAUGCAAAAGACACAACGGCGACCGAAGACGCGGAAACUUGAUUCAAAUCCGUUAUAUUGGAGCGUAGACGACGUAUUUCGGUACCUAAGAAAAACGAAUGACUGUAAAGAUCUAGCGUAUCGUGUUAAAGAAGAGGAAAUUGAUGGUCUUGCAUUUUUGUUGCUGAAUCUUCCUUCGCUUACCCAGCAUAUGAAAUUACGAACAAGUUUAGCUUUGAAACUAUGUCGACAUGUCGAACAAGUCAAGGUUACAUUUUUCCUGCGACACAUUCACGAAGUAGAACCCAAUCAAUAUCAAAUUGUUUAAUUGAUUUUACCAAUAAAACGUCUCUUCAUUCACAAUGUGCAUUACAUAUACAUAUAGCUAGAUUGACAAACUUAAUUUUUAAUUAAGUUAAUUAAGAAAUUGUAUAUCUUUUUAUUGCAUUAAUAUUUAUUGUUAUUUUUAUUGUAGCAGAAUACGCAAAAUUUUUUUAAAUCUUGGAAGAUUAAUGAAAAGUACAAGCAUGUAAAUUCACAUUGUGAAUAAAAUUAAUGUUUAUUCAACUUGUACAUAAAAUUAUUAUAUAGAAUGGAUUAUAUAACCAUUAUCUUGAGAAUUACACGAUAAAAAAAAUUUUUUUUUGA